Moneuplotes crassus is the source of this 1366-nucleotide messenger RNA. The record is from the annotation of a GenBank genome assembly. Lineage: Eukaryota; Ciliophora; Spirotrichea; Euplotida; Euplotidae.
AUUACAAUUCAUAAUGUCAAUGGUCUUCAGCAAUAGGUCUAGCCUCAAUUCUAGUAAGAACCGUGAGCUAAAUCUGUCCAGAAGAAAAAAAGACCUCCAGUCAAGAUAUUACCCUCAUAAUAAUCAGAAAUAAAGUAAAAGCUAAGGAAAUAGCAGGGUAUAUUGAAAGCUUGAAAAAAGCAUCUAGUAAGAACAACAAUAUUUCAGGACUCAAAGGUAAGCAAAGAGACCUGAGUCAGCAGCGACCUUCUUUGAGAAAUAAAAGAGAUCUGCUUGUUAGAAAAAGCCGUCAAAAAAUUGCAAGGAGAGCUGAUAAAAUAGUAACAAAUACUCGAAGGAUUAGCAACUCUAAUCAUCCGAAAUUCCUUCAGAUGGGUGACUCUCCUGAGUAUUCUGCUAAUAGAUUUAAAGUUGGUAAAAUUCUGAAUGGAAGCAGUAGCUUUAUUAAGAACCCAAAUUAUCAAGAUCAGACUAAGCUUAUGGAUAGUAGUAUGCGCAUGAUGCGGAUGAGACAGAGCGAGAGUACCAAGCCUGCCAGAAACAUGAGGAUUACAGAUAAACCUUCUAGUAAGGUCAGAAACAGUAAGAUGAGAGCCAACUCGAAUCCAAGGCUUGGAAAUAGAGACAUGCAUAGCAACUCCUCUGCUAGUUUUAAGGGCAGAAAAGGCCAACUAAUGUCUUCAUCGAAGUUGGGUAAAAUUAUUAAUGAUCAGACUAACAACAUCCUCGAGCAAAAAGUAAGAAUUCUCAAUCCUGGAAAUAUUAGCAAGAAAAUGAGAUAUUCUCAGUUGCAAUAUAAUGACUCUAGAGAAGUCUUGAAUAACUCUGGAGAAUGGAGUAAUAAAAUUAAGGUAAAUACAGAGAUGUUCGGAAAAAUCCCUCCAGGUCUGAUGUCCACUGAAGUAGGCAAGAGAAAAGAGCGGGGUGCUGAAGAUUUCUCAAGAGGAAAGAAAGAAGCUACUUCUCACUCUUUGCUAGGGAAUAUACACCCUAAUGAGCAUAGAUUAAAGAAGCAAUUGUUGAAGGACAACUCUACUGUACCAAUAAAAUACGACACUACCGCUGUUAUCUCUGAAGAAUAUUCUAACUUUGACGACCCCUUCACCCAAAUGUAUACAAACAGCAUUCUUUCCGGAAAUAAGGCUGAGAAGAACAUCGAAGAAAUGCACUAUCUCCAAAUAAACCUCUGAAAAAUGACUAGAAAAAUGCUUGAAAAGACCGAAAAGGCAGAGUCUGAGGCCCACCCUAACCCCAGGAAACCUCAGGCUGACACUAGUAACCUUCUUGAGCUAUGAAGUGAGACUUCUAUAGAGUAAUGUUCAGGUGUUCCUGAAGACGCACAUAAAUUUUCAAUAUGAUUAUGUUU